Messenger RNA from Harpegnathos saltator (Jerdon's jumping ant), 1672 nucleotides. RefSeq names its product nucleolar protein 8. The transcript is spliced from 7 exons. Gene Ontology annotation, molecular function: RNA binding. Bases 287 to 1426 code for a protein of 379 amino acids. Lineage: Eukaryota; Metazoa; Arthropoda; Insecta; Hymenoptera; Formicidae. The record is from RefSeq and is a predicted model, not a curated record.
CACUAGUUCAGUAGUGCAGCUAUAAAGAACAGACCCAAUAUCAAAUAGUGUGUGAGUGGCGUUGGAGCAUCUAUUGUAUGCACAGAGCCAUUUACUGAAGAAGAAGAAUAUCAAAUAGUAUUUGUUCGUGACGAAUUAAUAAGAAAUACUCGUAUUUUCGCUCUUGUUUGCUUUUUUUUUUUUAUGUCAGUGCUACUUCACCUUUUAACAUAUUUUGGAAUUAUUUUAGAAACACGUGUAAUACACAUAUACGCAUAUUACUGAAGAAUAAAAUGUAUAUUUAAAAAUGAAUGUAAUUGAUGUAGCUGAAAGAAAGCGUUUGCAAUCUUUAAAGGAGAAGAAACUGGUGUUUCAAGAAAGGGAGAAGAUUAUACAGAAUGCAUUAGCUAAUUUACAUAACACACGCAAUAACAAAAUUAUUUUUGACGAUGACUUUGGUGAAAAUCAGCAAAGUCCAAAACUAGAAGAGAAAAAAAAAGUUAAUUUGUUUGAUGACGACAAUAAUGAUAAUGAAGAUUCUCUAUGGAAUGAGGAUACAUUCAACGCUAAAAAACAUAAAAAAGUUAUUCUUGGUUAUGAUGCAAGAUUUACCUUAGAUAAACGUUUUACUGAAAAUGAUCAUCAGAAUGAGGUUGAAGUUAUUGCUGAUAUUAAUGAAUGUGACUUGCAAAAAGAGAAGGAGAGAGAACUAAAUAUAUUAGAAAGUGUCUUGGGAGCACCUGUUACACACACAAUGAAAAGUCAAGAAGCAAAAACAUCUAAAAAAGGAUUGAUGAUACGGUAUGAUCCAACUGAAAAAAAACAUUGCGAGUAUGAAAUGAAACCUAUACAAUCUGAAACAAAGGAGAAAAGUUCCAAGAAGAAGAAAUCUGAAAAGGCAGAAAUCGAGAAAUCUGUACCUGUGGAAGUAUCCAAAGAUAUAUAUUACACUAUAUCUGAAACUCUGACAGAAAGCUUGAAAAACAACGAAAAAUUUAGUUUACUGAAAACAUGCAGGAGAGAAAAGAACGAUACAGAUGUCGAUGACCGUGACGCUGAAAAUAAUGAUAUUAAUCAUGCCGAUAUAUCUAGGAAAAAUGAUAAAGAUGAACAAUUUAAAUUUCAUUUUAGUGCGAAGAAUACAUCUAAAUACGAAUCUGAUAAUGAAAAUAUAAAUGAAACAUUCGAUAUGGAUAUACAAGUGGUUGAGCAGUCUGAAGAUAAUAAUUGUAUAAAUGGCCUGUUUGGAUAUAAAGAUACUCUCUUUUUAAAAGACGAUGAUGUGCGAUUUAACGAGGCUGUGAGAUUCUUCAACAUAGAAGCUGUAUCAAAUGAUGAGUUUAAGAAUUUGAGACGUGAGUUGAAAGUUAUCGUACGUACAAAGAUUCGCAGAAAUGAAAGAAAAUAUCAGUCAUGGAAUAAGAAAAGGAAAUUAAAAAGAUCAUAAUAUUUUUCCAUUGUCUUUCGAUUCUAUAUGAAAGUUUGAUAUGUAAAAUAGCAUAUUAUAUAUAUUGUAAUUUGUAUAUAUACAAGUUUAUGAGUUUAUUGACCGUUUUUUAUGAAGAACGAUUUUUAUACAGAAAUAAUUUAACAAGUUUAACAAAUUGCAAUCCAUUUUUAAUAAAAGUUAUAUAGUUUUUCGACAAAAAUACAUAGCUGUUUAUGUAUUAAAAGGAAUUCUUAUACAUACCAU